Molecule: messenger RNA, 1560 nt
Organism: Acromyrmex echinatior (Panamanian leafcutter ant)
Lineage: Eukaryota; Metazoa; Arthropoda; Insecta; Hymenoptera; Formicidae
Source: RefSeq, a predicted model, not a curated record
AUGAGUGCGAAAAAAGUGCCUGAAGACUGUGAUCCGCGGAGGAGAGACAAAGAUGCACGAACAUCGCCGGUGCAGUUCCUAUGCGGUCAAGAAAUAGGUACACGUGGUGCGAAACAGGGAGUCAUCAUCAAUGACGAUAACGAUAAAAAAGAAUAUUGGUUCGGACGAUAUAAAGCGAUGCUGCAACAAAAACAUGGUAGUGUAAAAGUGAACACCGCGUUCAACGGCGAGUUCAUGAAGGAUAAACGUGCUAAUAAGAGCAUAAUUACAAAGAACAGCAGAAUAUAUCGUUGUGCCAAUAUGCGCGAGUGGUACGAGCAACACGUCGUCGAGCCUAUCCUAGCAUCGCUCGAAGAGUUCCAGAAACUGUUAAAUCUCGCAGAUAUCGAAAUUCCGAUAUCGUUCAAAGACAUUCCGAAAUUCGAAAAUCUCAACAACAUAUCGAUCAAUGUGUACAGCAUCGAAGAUAAACAGCUACAAGAUUCACGCAACGACAACAUUAGACACUUUGCGUGGACCAAGAACCUGUCGCAUCUCGUGAGCUCGCAGAUUAGUGGAAAAAAGAACAAGAAAUAUUUCUGCGACCGCCUCCAUUACUUCAGAUCGUGCGAAAAAUUGCAGUCGCACGAAGUGGAUUGUCAGAAGAUCAACGACUGUGCCAUUCAAUUGUCGAGGUCGAUAAGUGGUUCGAAUUCAGCAACUAUAAUAACCGGGAACGAGUGCCGUUCAUCGUCGUAUGCGUAUCAACAGCAUGAUGCGUUUAGCAUAGGCUACUACGUACGAUGUGCAUACGCGUUAUCGUCGUAUCACUUCCGUCGUGAAGACUGCGAUACAGUAUCCAAGAGCGAUUACGCCGCGAACAUCUGGAAGCGAUUCUCCAUCCGAACGCUCAACAACAAAUACAGUAAUCUGUACUUGAAAACUGAUGUCUUGUUAUUAGCCGAUAUUUUUAAAAAUUUCUGCAAUAGUUGCGUCGCGAGUUAUUGUCUCGAUCCCGCGUAUUAUUAUACAUCGCCAGGUUUCACGUGGGACGCCAUGCUCAAACAUACGCGCGUAAGAUGCGAGUUGUUCACUGACAUUAAUAUGGUCAUGUUCAUCGAGCGCGGCCUCAGUCAAUGCUUCGGCAGAUACGCGCAGACUAAUAACAAGUACAUAUCCACAGCGGAAAAUUUGAUCGCCGUUGAAAUGCGCAAACUCGAGGUGAAGUUCAACAAGCCGAUUUACGUAGGUAUGUGCAUACUCGACAUAUCUAAAGCCUGCUUGAACGAAUUUCACCACGAGUACAUGUCAUUGAUGUAUUGUAACAAAUGCAAGAUCAUGUACACCGACACGGACAGUCUCAUUUACUAUAUAGAAUGCGACAAUGUUUACGAGACUAUGAAACGCGAUAUCGUUAAAUUCGACACGACUGAUUAUCCGGCAGAUAAUAUGUACGGUAUGCCUCUCGCGAACAAAAAAGUAGCCGGCCUGAUAAAGGAUGAGAAGAACGAUAUGAUAAUGACCGAAUUCGUUGGAUUCAAAGCGAAGAUGUACGCGGUGCGAGGACAAGAAGGACACUAA